Messenger RNA from Corticium candelabrum, 2017 nucleotides. RefSeq names its product DBH-like monooxygenase protein 1 homolog. The coding region runs from base 29 to 2017 and encodes 662 amino acids. NCBI's taxonomy places the organism in Eukaryota, Metazoa, Porifera, Homoscleromorpha, Homosclerophorida, Plakinidae. Gene Ontology annotation, molecular function: copper ion binding; dopamine beta-monooxygenase activity. Gene Ontology annotation, cellular component: secretory granule membrane. The transcript has 15 exons. The record is from RefSeq and is a predicted model, not a curated record. Gene Ontology annotation, biological process: dopamine catabolic process; octopamine biosynthetic process; norepinephrine biosynthetic process.
GUCUAUAAAAUCGACUUCCUUUGCUCUGAUGCUUUCAUUAUUUGCUUCAUACCCACUUACACAAAGUGAUCAAACCCUUUGCCCUAGUGACUGUAACGAUCGCAGUCAAUACCUCGACGGAAGCGUCCAGAAGUAUCUUCUCUGCUGGAAAGUUGAUUGGACUAACAAUUCGAUCACAUUUUCGGCGCGAGUUGCUACUACGGGAUGGAUUGGUUUGGGAUUCUCACCAACAGGAUUUAUGACAAACUCCGAUGUCGUCAUCGGUUGGGUAAAGAGCGGGAAAGCCUAUCUAACAGAUAGAUUUGCUACCAGCAGGGCUCUGCCUCAAGUCGACAAGACUCAGAAUGUAGAGCUUUUGGAGGCGUACGAAUCCAACAAGACGACGGUCAUAAAAUUUAGAAGAAAUCUGGCUGCUUGCGAACCCAAAGACCACAGUAUCGAGCAAGGUACUACUCGCGUCAUAUUUGCUUAUCACAUGGACGACCCACAAUCUGAAACAUCCGUUCCAAAGCACAAAGUCUCUGGUCGAGUGAGCGUGAAUCUACUAAGCGGCACAGGAAACCUGAAGCCUGCAGCUCUUGAAUCAGACCACCACACCAUCGACCUUCUAAAUUCAAACGUGAGCGUCCCGACUAGAGACACUACCUACUGGUGCAGCCCGUUUCAGCUUCCGCUAUUGCAAAACGAGUCUCACAUAAUCAGAUUUGAGCCAGUCGUUCAAGCAAAUCACGAGCAAUUAGUACAUCACAUCUUGCUGUAUCAGUGCACAGACGUAAUACGUCCGUUUCUUGACAUGUCAUGGGAUUGCGACAAUCCGUCAGCCUCCAUACCGAGCGUCGUCAGAGCGUGUCGCAGAUCCUCACAAAUCGCUGCAUGGGCCGUCGGAGGCAAAGGACUCUCAUUUCCAGCAAAUGUGGGAUUGCCUCUUAGUGGUAAUACCGGCGUUCAAUACGUUCUCAUGGAAACUCACUACAACAACGAACGACUAAGCAACAACACUGUUGAUAGCUCUGGAAUUAGGAUUUACUAUACCAACACGAAACGUCAGUACGACGGUGCUGUCGUACAAAUCGGUCAUACUGUCUCGCUCGAUAGAAUUCAUUUGCUGUUGCCACCUGGCAGAGACGACAUAGUGCUCGAAAACGUCUGUCCAGGAGCUUGCACUAGAAAGGGAUUACCGACAGGUGGAAUCAGUGUGUUUGCUACAUUUCUUCAUUCUCACAAUGCUGGGAAAGCAAUAAGAAUUAAGCAUCUUCGAAACAGCACUGAACUUCCGGACCUAGACAGAAAUGAUAACUAUGACUUCAACUUUCAAGACACGGUUUUGCUUGAGAAAGAAGUGAAAAUCCUACCUGGAGACGAUUUGCAAUUGUUUUGCGAAUACCACACAUCGAACCGACAAAGCGUUACUAUCGGAGGAGAGGGAACUCGAGACGAGAUGUGUCUUGGUUUUCUGUUUGUCUACCCCAGACCACAGAUUGGCAAGUGCUUGAGCCAGCUCCCUACAUCUCUUCUGCUCACAUAUCUCAACAAUGCCUCAAAGAAUGGAUGGCUUCCAAUUCCAGACAACAUCAACGCAUCAAAUGAUCAGUUUGCUCAGUACCUUCAACUAGUCAAAGGUGUCGAGAAAAUGGUAUUUCCAAACGCAUCCGCCUACGAUCUGUGGAGCCAAUCGUAUUGGUCUAGUGAGUGGAGAGAAUAUCAAUGCUCCGGAAUCUACGGAAACGGUUUGCUAGGACCUAUUGACGUUUUUAACGUUACUUCGUUGCCCGUCAUAACAAAUCCUCGGACAUCCACUGUGAGCCCUGAAUCGUGCAUUGUCGAUAGACGUUCUUUCGACACUAACCAGCGGCGCCAUCACGACAGAUUACGGAAUCUCAAGUUCAUUCUGGAUUGUUCUCGUGUCGCUAUUGGCAUGCAUUUAGCACAACAGGAUAUUAUGAAAACAUCCAUGCAAACGUAUGUCAGUAUCAACGUUGUAGACGACGGACGUGAUUUGCAUUUAGUGCCUACCUGA